AACAAUCGCGCUUGGUUUGGACCUUGGGGAGGAAGCUGCUCUACUCGAUCGGAUGAGCCAGUUUAGCGGAAGGUGUUAUCUGGAUCAAAGUUUCAAUGAGGGGGGAGCCUGCCUCCCUCCCUGGGUUUCUGAUCAGGCGCUGUUAGUCCCCCAUGGUAGACCAGACCAGGAAGGCCAAAACCGAAUAUCAUAACCGAAUCUUGCAAGUCUGACUGUGCUGCGCCUCCUCCCCUCCUUAUACCCAUGUGGAUUAGGGAGUGUCUACCUGAUCCACCUUCGAAGGUUAUCUUGCAGUUCUGGACUUAAAAACAUUUCAUCCCCCUUUGCCUAGCCAGUGUCUCCUACGUAUCUCCAUCAAGGUCAUCUUCCUGACUCCCUCCUUUGUGAUUUGACUUAACCAAACCACGUUGGAGACAUAUUCAUAGGCACAGUGUUAGCAUCAGCGCUCGAUGACAUAUCCCGGCGGGUGCCAGCUGUGUUGGCCUGUCUGUGUUCCUUGCUUGGGUUUUCCCAGUUGAAUGACCUCCACCUUGUCUUCUCUUUCUUCCACUUCUCUCCCCGUCCCCCCUUUGCAACAGAUGACCGCCCAGUUGAUGCUGGCCGUUGGAGGUGCCGUUUUGGGGUCUUUGCAGUUUGGGUACAACACUGGAGUAAUCAACGCGCCACAGAGGGUGAUAGAAGAAUUUUACAACCAAACAUGGGUCAACCGAUAUGAGAAGUAUAUCACCCAGGGCAUGCUCACCACACUCUGGUCUCUCUCUGUGUCCAUUUUCUCGGUCGGUGGGAUGCUCGGGUCGUUCUCAGUUGGGCUGUUUGUCAACCGCUUUGGACGCCGGAACUCCAUGUUGAUGUCCAACUCCCUAGCUUUUCUUGCUGCCAUCCUCAUGGGCUUCUCCAAGUUGGCAGGUUCUUUUGAGAUGUUGAUCAUUGGCCGCUUCAUCGUGGGCAUCUACUCUGGCCUCAGCACGGGCUUCGUGCCCAUGUACGUGGGCGAAGUGUCCCCCACGGCGCUUAGGGGGGCCUUAGGAACGCUGCAUCAGCUUGGGGUCGUCGUGGGGAUCCUGAUCGCACAGAUCUUUGGCAUCGAUCUGAUCAUGGGGACCGAAAGCCUCUGGCCCCUUCUGCUGGGGUUCACCUUUAUCCCCUCCUUGAUUCAAUGCAUCCUGUUGCCUUUUGCUCCUGAAAGCCCCCGCUUCCUUCUCAUUAACCGCAAUGAGGAGAACAAAGCCAAGAGUGUCCUAAAGAAGCUCCGAGGAACAACCGAUGUCAGCAGGGACCUUCAGGAGAUGAAAGAGGAGAGCCGGCAAAUGUUGCAGGAGAAGAAAGUCACCAUCUUGGAGCUCUUCCGCUCUUCUCUGUACCGCCAACCCCUCUUGAUUGCCAUCGUAUUGCAACUCUCCCAACAACUCUCGGGGAUCAACGCGGUGUUCUACUACUCAACAGACAUCUUUGAAAGAGCCGGAGUGCAGCAGCCUGUCUACGCCACUAUUGGGGCUGGGGUUGUCAACACAGCCUUCACCAUUGUUUCGUUGUUUGUGGUGGAGCGGGCUGGUCGAAGGACGCUACACCUCGUUGGACUUUUGGGAAUGGCCAUAUGUGCGGUUCUCAUGACUAUUGCCCUGGCACUACUGAAUCAAGUGCCAUGGAUGUCCUAUCUCAGCAUUGUCGCCAUCUUUGGCUUUGUGGCGUUUUUCGAAAUCGGCCCGGGACCCAUUCCCUGGUUCAUUGUGGCAGAGUUGUUCAGCCAAGGCCCACGACCUGCCGCCAUCGCCGUUGCGGGGCUCUCCAAUUGGACCUCCAACUUCAUUGUAGGGAUGGGCUUUCAGUAUGUGGCGGACCUUUGUGGUGCCUACGUCUUCAUCAUCUUCACUAUCCUGCUUAUCCUCUUCUUUGUCUUCACCUACUUCAAGGUGCCCGAGACAAAGGGCCGAACCUUUGACGAGAUUGCCUCUGAGUUCCGCCAAGGGGGGACUGCUCAUAGUGACAAGACACCAGACGAGUUCCACAGCUUGGGUGCUGACUCCCAAGUCUAAGCUAUGGAGGUAGGCAGGGUUCUCCUUUGCGUCACUCCUUUCCUGCCUGUCCUCCAUAUGCUUGUUACAAAGCCAGGUCUGAGGUGAAGAAGAUAUUUGGGUCCCAAUUCCAGCUCCAGAGCCUGGUUUCUGGAUGACGAACCCAACUCUUAGCUCCUUAGGAACAGUUAGCUGGUUUCAAGUCCAGAAUUUCAACGUUGUCAACAUUCAGAAGCAAUGGUUAUUCUUCAUGGACGAGUCUUGUCCUUGAGAAGAUAGCACUUCUUCACCCUUCCUCUAUUUUUUUCCUCUUUGUUUUAUAAAGGAGAAAAAGCAGAAAUCUCCCCUUCCCCAAAAACCCUGCACUGCUGGAGGCAAACAUUUAAAAUCAUUAGACGCCAGCUAAAUACGGGUAGGGGGGGAAUUUAAAGCAGAACAAUUGGAUUUGAAGGGGCAAUUAUGUGGUUUUCAAGGCCAGUGUUUAAGAGUUGGGGGGAAGAACUAAGCAAAGGCAGGGAUUUCCUUUGAUGAGUUGCAGUCACGUUCUCAAAGGAACGGUGUGGUAUUUUUAAAUGUGGGUGUGUGGGGGCAAGUGCAUCACAAAAACAAGAUUUUUAAACCGCCUGUGGGAAAAACCCUUGGGUCUUCUCCCCACCUUACAAUGGUAUUUUCUAAAGGCCAGCAGAGGCCUCUCUUUUGGCAGGACAGAAGUUCUUGUUCAUGAAAACCUGGUCGCCGAGGGUAAGCCCCUUACCACCCGCCACUUCCUUCAGUGCGAGAGUCUUCUCUGAGCCCCUCCUGCUCAUUCUCCAGAGCAAGGGGAUCCCUGGGAAACAUGGGCUUGGUGAUCCAAGGGAACAGUUGAAAGAACUGAGACGGUUUGGGAAGGAAAGACGUUCUACCACAUUGGACCUCUGGCAGAACGGAGGCCCUCACACAGUCUUGGGGCUGUAGCUUCCAUUCCCACAAAAUUGUAGGCUGUUAGCUAUGUGGGUGGGCAAUUGCUUUCUCUGGCCCAGCGGGGGGCAGGUCUUGACAUUUCUCUGAUGAGACCACUUCCAAAUUGCUGAAGGCAGAGGGUGCUACGGCUGCCCCCAGGCCCAGUUUCAAAAGCUUGACAGCAAUGGGUGCCUUGUGACUCCCCUGGUUGUUGUGAGGACCAGAGUCCCUGACAUCCCUCACUUUAGAGCGUCACCCCUCGUCCACCCCUGCUUUAAGUGGCCGGGUCAGGCUGUGGCCCAAAGCCGUCUUCCCUGCUGUCAGUCCCCCCUGGAUGGGGUGGAAGCGAUAGAGAGAAGAGGGCCAACGGCUCCUGUUGAGGAAUGCUUCCACUCAGACUCCUGCCCGGAGUGGGGCUGGUCCCGCUUCGGAUUGCACAGGGUCCCAGGCGUGCGGUCCUGCAUUCCAAAAAGAACGUUUCCCCAGCCUUGGCAGGAGACGGUCCCGACUGGGUUGCCCCUGAAGAGCGCGGAGCUGCAGAUCUCUUGCCCUGGGAACUGACUUAAUUCUUUUUGAAAGCCAACACAAGCAACUCCAGAAGUUAUACACUGGGGCAGGCACGGCCCCCUCCCCAAAUCUCACCUAACAAGGCUUUUUUCCAGCGCCCACCAACCUCCUCACCCCCCCCAAAAAAGAACUCAGGAAGACACAGUUCUAUUGUGUCUUUGGGGAGGGGUGGCUUCUGGCAAUCUCCUUAUCCUUGACGACCCAGACUCGCUCCACACUCCACCCCCUGCCCCAAAAGCGAGAAUGGCUGCACCCUUUUUCCUGCUUUCUAGGUCUAGACUGGAAAAUAUUUAUAUUAAUAUGUAUGUAUUUUUUGUUCUUGUUUCAUGUUAACAGUGCACUAAGUUAUGGCAUUGUUUCCAAUAGACAAGUUCAUGCAAAUAUUCUUGGAUAGUUCUAGUUUCUCUAGCAAUUGUAAUAUCUGUAUUUGACUAUGAUGAACUUAUUUUUUUAUAUAGAUUAUCUCACCUGCACUGUAGCAGAACCUGUUGCACUGAUAUUUUAGAUUUUCUUUAGUCUAUUCAGCCAACCUGGUUAAAAAGCCCUUCCUCGUUGUGUUUGGUAGAAGUUCUCGACAGGUUUGCAAAAAACAAAAAAACAAAAACAAAAAAAAACCCCAAUCCUGAAGCAAAACAAUUAAACGCACCUAUUUAAUAAUAUAUAUAUUUUAUUUAUUUGUCUGUUUGUAAACUGAAGGCAUACACACAACCGCACUUGAAUAAAAGAAUUACGUUUUUAGGAUUUUUUUUUAAAAUGUUAACUUUGUGUUUGCUGUGUACUGUGUGAUGUCAAGGGUGAGCUCCUUUCUGAAGCGCCAACGGGAGGAGGGGGAAGAAAACACAGAAAGGAGAAGUUUGUAUGGGUCAAAUAAAUAAAAUAAAUCCUAGGAUUGACUGUGUUCUGCAAUAUCGCUUUGGUUUGGGCAGAGGAUUUUCCACCGGAAGGAAAGGAAGGAAGGAAGGAAAAAGUUGAGGAGGGGAGGGAAUCGCUGAAAUAGCCAAAGGCUUGUCAACCUUGACUCCCCUCGUUGCUGUGACAUUUUCCAAAAAUUCUCAGCUCGUCCUUUUAAAUCUGCUUUUCCCUCCCCAGUCUGGGCACCUAGCAGAUGCAAAGCCUUCAACUCCCAGACUACCCCGGCCAGCAAAGGCUCCUGGGGAGGGUUCUGGGAACUGAAGGCCACACCCCUGCCCUGAGGGGAGGCUGCUGUCUUGGCCACCGGAGAGUCCUUCGGGAUGUUUGGGGAGAGGUGAAGAAAGUCCUCAAGAGCACGACAAACGGAGCAGGGGAGCCCUCAGCAGACACAAAGGAGUAGCUGUCCUGUGGCUUAAAAGGAAGUUUAGAAAGCCAGCAACUUCUAGGAGACUCGGGGAAGGAGGACUCCAAUGAUGGUGAUGCUGGGGAAGAAUUCUUCCC
Python bivittatus (Burmese python) is the source of this 4931-nucleotide messenger RNA. The record is from RefSeq and is a predicted model, not a curated record. NCBI's taxonomy places the organism in Eukaryota, Metazoa, Chordata, Lepidosauria, Squamata, Pythonidae.